Neltuma alba is the source of this 419-nucleotide messenger RNA. RefSeq names its product 26S proteasome non-ATPase regulatory subunit 14 homolog. NCBI's taxonomy places the organism in Eukaryota, Viridiplantae, Streptophyta, Magnoliopsida, Fabales, Fabaceae. The record is from RefSeq and is a predicted model, not a curated record. The coding region runs from base 45 to 362 and encodes 105 amino acids. The transcript is spliced from 3 exons.
GCAAGAUAGUGAUUGAUGCUUUUAGGCUUAUCAAUCCACAAACUAUGGUGAUGCGUCAGGAACCAUGGCAAGCAACAUCUAACCUCAGUCAUCCUAAUAAGCCAUCCACACAAGCUUUGCUCCAUGGCUUGAACCGACAUUAUUAUUCCACAGUAAUCAAUUACAGGAAAAAUGGGCUUGAAGAUAGGAGGUUGCUAAUUCUUUAUAAUAAGAAAUGGACUGAUGGUUGGACGCUCAGGCGUUCUGGUUCACAUUCUAAAACUAAUGAACAGGAGAUGGUGAAUUUAGCCAUCAAGUACAACAAGGCAGUGCAAGAAGAGGAUGAACUUUCGCCGGAAAAGCUUGCAAAUUGCAAUUGCUGAUGUGAGCAGGCAAGAUGACAAGAAGCACCUUAAGGAGCACGUUUCCAAUUUGAUGUC